This is a messenger RNA of Purpureocillium takamizusanense, 1974 nucleotides long. Its product is annotated as Fungal specific transcription factor. Gene Ontology annotation, biological process: DNA-templated transcription. The record is from RefSeq and is a predicted model, not a curated record. Gene Ontology annotation, molecular function: DNA-binding transcription factor activity, RNA polymerase II-specific; zinc ion binding; DNA binding. NCBI's taxonomy places the organism in Eukaryota, Fungi, Ascomycota, Sordariomycetes, Hypocreales, Ophiocordycipitaceae. The transcript has a single exon. Gene Ontology annotation, cellular component: nucleus. Bases 1 to 1974 code for a protein of 657 amino acids.
AUGUCUGCCGUGGGCGACAGCGGCGGCGCCCAGAUAGCUGCGGCUUCGGCCGGCACCAUCAAGGCACCUCACCCUCCGCCGCGCGCACGCCCAUGCGACACUUGCCGUCUCCGAAAGACGCGCUGCGUCAAGGAGGGGAGCCGCACCCAGUGCGUGCUGUGCGCCUUUCACGGCCAGAGAUGUACAUUCUUGAAAGGCCCGCUCCCGCGCCAGCGGCGGGUGCUCGCGGCUCCCCACGUCGGUCCAAACAAGCUCACGCAGCGUCGGAACUCGGCCGACGAGGGCGCCGCUCGACACCUCUCCUCAGAAGGCUCCUUUCCGCGCGGCGCGUCUCCCAGGGACGGCGCGCAUGGCAUCGCUUCGCCGACCGACGCGAGGGCCCCGGAGUCUCGCUCCCCAUCGGCCAGCAGCCAACAUGAGCUCACGGGCCGGCCUGAUGGCAUGCCGGUGUCGCCCCCGGCCAUACUCGACGACACGCUGGGCUUGGAUCUCAAGACGCAUGCCGAAUACGUUGGGCCCACGGACUACCGUGAUCCCAUUCUCCUCGACCUCCAUCGUCCACCGUCGACGCAGGCCGCUCGUUCGUCUGCGGCGCGCGAGCUCGCCCGGCGUCUCGACGACCAAACCAUCUUCAUCGUCCGCCCAGACGAGACAGCCGCUUCCGAGGCGCAACGCGUGGCGGACCUGGACGCGAUAGAGGCCGCUGUGCAUCCCCUGGGCCGCACCUUGGUCGACCUCUACUUCCGCAUCGUCCACCCCAGCUUCCCCAUCCUCCACAAGGAUGUCUUCAUCAGCAAGCACCGCAUCUCCCACCGCCACUUUGCGCCGUCGCUGCUGGCCGCCGUGUACCUCGUGGCCCUGGACUGGCAACUCUACGACAGCGUUCUGGCCGGCAGCGAGUCCACGCCGGACGCCGCGGCCCUCGAGAGGCUGGCGGAGCGGACCAUCAACAGGGACAUGCGACGGCCAAAGCUCAGCAUCGUCGAGGCCGGCUUGCUGCUUCUCCAGCGGCACCGCCGACCGGGGGAGCACGGCGACGGCAACACGUCCAGCCGCGCGUUUGCGGCGCAGCUGGUCGCCGUCGCGCAGGACCUGGGCCUCCACCUCGACUGCAGCUCGUGGUCCAUCCCGGCGUGGGAGAUGGGCUUGAGGCGGCGCCUUGCCUGGGCCGUGUACAUGGAGGAUCGCUGGGGCGCAUUCGUCCACGGACGGCCCUGCGUGAUCCACGAGGACGACUGGGACGCCCGCCCGUGCACCGACUCUGACUUCCCGGAGCUGGCCUCGCGGCAGGAGGACGGCGCGGCGGUGGAUCUGGACGCGCGCAUCGGCUGGGACAUAUUUUGCGCCUACAUCGAGCUGAGCCGCAUCGUCACCGACGUCCUGCGCACCUUUUGCAGCCUCAAGGCCACGCGCGCGGCCGGCAUGCUGGAUCAGGUCGGCAUCGCCGGAGCCGUGGACCUCGCUCAGCCGCUGGUCGUCCGGCUCCGAGCGUGGUACGGGGCUCUGCCCGACGCGCUCCAUCUGCGGAGCAAGCAACGGGGGAAGCUAUGCGCCAACGGCUCCCUGCACCUGGCCUAUGCCUCCAUGGAAAUCGCCAUCCACCGCGCGCUCCUGCGCACGCUGACGCCCGACACCAGCGAGCCGGUCCGCAGCCGCGUGCGCUCGGCAGCCCGCGCGAAGCUGCAGGUCGCCACGGAGCUGAUGGCGUCGCUCGAGCCCGAGCACACGGCGGCGUUCUGGGGACGGGCGGCCGCGCACCAGGCUGCACAUGUCGGGUCGCUGGGCGCGCUCCUGUGGGCGACGGCGGAGACGGCCGAGGAAAUGGCGUGGUGCGCGGCCAGAGUCGACGAGCUACGCUGGGCGCUCCGGGUGCGAGGCUCCGCGGCGCCGUUUGCGAGGGACGCGCUCUGGCUGCUGGAGCACGACGUUGGCGGCGUCGGCGUCGUGAGAGCGACGCGCGGGGAGCCGUCGUGA